This is a messenger RNA of Colletotrichum abscissum, 246 nucleotides long. RefSeq lists its product as uncharacterized. The coding region runs from base 1 to 246 and encodes 81 amino acids. The transcript has a single exon. NCBI's taxonomy places the organism in Eukaryota, Fungi, Ascomycota, Sordariomycetes, Glomerellales, Glomerellaceae. The record is from RefSeq and is a predicted model, not a curated record.
AUGUUUACGCUAUCAGUUUUCCGCAGUCGGUCAUUGGGAAUUAGAUGGUUUUGUCGUUGCAUAACAAAAGCGAGAAAAAAGAGGAAACGCCCGCCUGACGGAAUGAUGCUGGAUAUACAUGUGAAGCCUCCAAGUAAAGCGCACCCCGUUCCAAAUCCCACUUUGCCGGAUUCCCGAACCCGAGCGCCACAAUGGUUUCCGACCUCGUCUCGUCGUACUGUACACGUCUGCCGCCAAUUUGGUUGA